AUGCCUAAUAUUACAUGGUCUCUUUCAGACGACGGUCACUCCUUUUCGUCAGAUGGCGUUAGUGGGACAGCUCAAAAAUCUUUCUUCCAUGAUGUAGGGUGUUGCAAUUUAUCACAAUAUAACUCACAUUUAAAUUAUAAUAACGUGAUACUAGACUUAGUUUUUUCAAACAACGAGGUUCUGGUGUUGGCAAGUAGUGACCCCCUGGUUCCAGAGGAUCCUAACCACAGAGCCCUCUGUAUAUCAGCGGAUUUCGUUCAGCUUCAUGCACUGUCUUCCUCACCGUAUAUAAAGUUUGUAUACAACUGCGGUGACUUCACUGCAAUUUCAAACGAAUUAGACAAUAUAGACUGGGCUAAGGAAUUCAGCAUUAGAUCAUUACAGGACGCGAAAUAUAAUAAUCUCUGUGACUACGAGUCCUUCAUUCUAUUACGAGAAAGAGCUAAAGCCCUGGAGAGGGAAAUGUUCACGGACUAUAUUGCGAGAAUCGAGGAGAGCAUCGUCAAAAAUCCCAAAGCAUUCUGGUCCUAUGUUAAAAGUAAAAAGCAAUCGAACUGCUAUCCUGCAGUUUUCACCUAUGGGCAGCACUCUUCGGGUAACGGUGACGAGAUAUGUAACUACUUUUGCGAUUACUUCAAUUCUUUUUGCACAAUACUAGCAGCACCUCUAACAGCCCAAGUGCGGACCCCAGGGUAG
Leptosia nina is the source of this 696-nucleotide messenger RNA. Lineage: Eukaryota; Metazoa; Arthropoda; Insecta; Lepidoptera; Pieridae. The record is from the annotation of a GenBank genome assembly.